AUGAAGGCCUUCACCGUUGCUGCUAUCUUCGGCGCCGCCGCCCUGGCCGCCCCCAACCCCGACAAGACCGUCUACCAGACCGAGGAGGUCACCAUCACCUCCUGCGGCCCCGAGGUCACCAACUGCCCGGCCAGCUCCGCCGCCACCGCCGUCCCCUCGGCCCCGGCCUACGGCACCCCCGAGGCUUCCGUCCCCGCCUCCUCUGAGGUUGAGGGCGUGACCUCCGCCCCCUCUGCCCCGGCCCAGUCGUCGACCUCGACCAUCUACUCGACCAUCGUCUCCUCUGGCUCUGAGGGCGUUGUCACCCAGACCGUCGCCAUCUCGACCACCAUCUGCCCGGUCACUGCCACCGAGACCCCCGGCGCUCCCGCUGGUACUCCCUCGGCCCCGGCUGCCGGCACUCCUGAGGGCGGUGCUCCCCCGGCUGGUACCCCCGCCUACGGCGCUCCCUCCGCCCCCGCUUCGUCUGGCGUCGAGGGCUCUGUCCCUAGCCCGAGCGCCCCGGCCGCCGGUUCGUCUACUAACACCUGUGAACCCAUCAUCUCGACCAGCACUGUUUACAUUACCCCAGGUGUUCCUUCUUCCGCCCCGGCUGGUACUGGCUACGUCCCGUACCCCACUGGUGGCCCCUACGCUUCCGCCCCCGUUGCCGGCACCCCUGGUGUCCCGGUUACCCCCACCAGCCCUGCUGGCACCCCCGUUGCCACUCCUCCCUCUUACACCGGCGCUGCCAACGCUAUGAACGCUGCUGGUGCGUUCGCCGGUGUUGGUGCCAUCGCCGCUUUCUUCCUGUAA
This is a messenger RNA of Lasiodiplodia theobromae, 795 nucleotides long. Its product is annotated as Extracellular serine-threonine rich protein. Bases 1 to 795 code for a protein of 264 amino acids. Lineage: Eukaryota; Fungi; Ascomycota; Dothideomycetes; Botryosphaeriales; Botryosphaeriaceae. The record is from RefSeq and is a predicted model, not a curated record. The transcript has 2 exons.